CGGACGGCUCCGUGGAUCUGUCAGUGCAGGACUCCACUCAGGUAGCGGGACACUGAACGCAUCCUGUCGCACAAGAACCGAGCCGUUAGUGGGUUUUUUGUGUUUUUUAUUCCACUUUUAAAAGCUUUUAAUCGCUUCUUAGUUAAUAACACAAGCCGUUACAACUUGUUAUCGCUUAAAAACGGUCCGGGCUUCACUUCUGAGUAGCGCUCUGCCGUGAUGCACGGGUCGGCUAGCUAACGUUAGCCGGGGAGCUAGCGUUCAUCAUCGGGCUGUUCGGUGGGGAAAGUAGCGGAGUCCGAGCUCCUCGUUUCGGCGGUGCGGUGGCGAAGAAACCUUAUUAAACAUGGAGAGAAGUAGCCGAUUAGUAGAAAUCUUCAACUAUCUGCAAGACCCACACCUUGUCGCCCGCUUCCAGAAAUUUUGCGGGGUACGCGGGACGUUUUCGAGAACCGUCUCUGGCUCUGCUCCCUCCAGCAGCGGCGGCGGCAGCAAGGAAGCGGACCGGACUCACUCACACAACAACGGGGCAUGCCACCAUCCCAUCACCGGGGGGAACGAGAGCGAAAGUGCGGCCGUCAUCGGAGCUGAUGAAGGCGAGUGCAAGGAGACGGCAGCGGCAGGUGCUCGGAGGAGGAAACAGGGAGAGGAAAAGGAGAAUCUACCCCAGAACGGAGCGGUGGUGACCGCAGCGAACGCCGGGGGAGAUACGCUCGGUGCGGGCAGUAACGGUCCCACCGAGCCCGCGGAGAAGGGCGGUGAAGUCCCGGUUAGCAGCACUCUGAAGCCGCUCCGCAAAAACUCUCUCACAGGUGAUGCCGGGCAGGAGUUCCUGAUUGAGAACCGGUUCCUGUUCUACCUGUUCACCUUCGGGACAGAGCUGGGUAACGAGCUCUUCUACAUCACCUUCUUCCCCUUCGUUAUGUGGAACAUGGACGCCUUCGUGGCCCGGAGGCUGAUCAUGGUGUGGGUCUGGGUCAUGUACCUGGGUCAGUGCACGAAGGACGUGAUCGGGUGGUCCCGGCCCGCCUCACCUCCUGUGGUCAAAGUGGAGAUGUUUUACAACUCGGAGUACAGCAUGCCCUCCACACACGCCAUGUCGGGCACCGCCAUCCCCUUCUCCCUGUUCUUCAUGACCUACGGCCGCUGGGAGUAUCCGUUCUCACUGGGCUUCAGCUUCGCUCUCUGCUGGUGUCUGGUGGUCUGUGUUAGCCGGAUCUACAUGGGGAUGCACUCGGUCCUGGACGUGAUCGCCGGCGUCCUCUACAGCAGCCUGAUCCUGCUCUUCAUCCUGCCGGCGCUGGAUCUGAUCGACGGCUUCAACCUGACCUGCCGCUACGCCCCGCUCGUCAUCAUCUCGCUCCACCUGGGCCUGGGCCUCUUCUCCUUCACCCUGGACACCUGGAGCACCUCUCGGGGCGACACCGCUCAGAUCCUGGGCGUGGGCGCCGGCGUGGCUCUCGCCUCCCACGUCAACCACCUCCUGGGCCUGAUGCCCGACCCGACGCCGGAGCAGCUCCCCUUCACCGCGCCCCCCCUCAGCGCCGGUCUGGCGGGCAUGGCCAUGCUGCGGCUCGUCAUGGGCGUGCUGGUGCUGAUGACCUCGCGGGCAGUGAUGAAGGCCAUCACCAUCCCGCUGGUGUGCCGGGUCACCGGGGUGCCCUGCGACGACGUGAGGAAGGCCCGGCAGCACAUGGAGGUGGAGCUGCCCUACCGCUACAUCGUGUACGGGGUGGUGGGCUUCAACGUGCUCUUCCUGGUCCCGUUCCUUUUCAGCUGCCUGCAGAUCUCCUGAUCGGAUGUUAGUUCACCGCCUGAUCAGAUGUUCACCAGGACCUCGUUCUUUAGUCCUCUGGGUCGGGACUGAAGCGGACUAAAGCCGAAACACUGAUCUGAGCUGACGUGUGAUCAGUUUUUUGGCUCUGGUCGUUUUCAGGAAGUGUUGGACUGUCCUGAAGGCCUCGACUGUUAUCAGUUCUACCUGUGGCGACCCGUACCUGUUCUGUUCUUUAGUUUUAUUUCAAAUCAAAUGAGACGGCUCCUCCUGAUCCGGGGACACACCGAGCCACUCCUCCUCCACCAGCUUCAUUCAUCACAGAGCACAAAGCUUCCUAACAGUGGCCUCAGAGACUAAAUAUGCCACUGAUUGCUACUGAUAGAUGACCUGUGUCUUUUUUAUUAUUAUUAUUAUUAUUAUUAAGAGUUCAGACAAAGAACCACAGACUCCACAUAGAGUUCAUGGACUGCUGUGGACGAGUUCUUGACAUAGUUUUUGAAGAAGAGCUGCAACUAAAAGUUAUUUUGAUCCCUCGAAUUACUGAGUUAGUUGUCAGAAAAUGUCCUCAACUGUGUUGACACACGAAAAUAUUCACUUAUAAGAAGCUGGAAUCUGAGAAAUUUUAACUUUUGAACCAAAUUAAUCAAACAGAAUUUAUUAAAUAGUUGACAACCAAUUGAUUAAUUGUUGCAGCUUGAAACAAAACUCAGAAAUACCAGAAUUUCUGUGGUUUGGUUGCAGAAACAGUUUUUGGUGUCUGAACUUUGUGUGGUUCUUUGUCAGGAAGCGUCUUAAUAAUAUCUGAUCUUCCUCUUGUGUGUCUCAACUCUCAAAGCAAUAAGAUCCUUCUGAUUUUAUACUUUCUUAUUCUUCUGUCAGAGUUUAUACUCGGCCUGUUUCUCCUCGGCCUGUCGAGUGGACUCAUCCUCGAGAUGUUUUGAUGCACAGUCUCUUCCUAAAGGGCUCUUCCACUCUGUCUCCAUUCAGACAGUUUAUCGUCUCUUCUCUGCGGAGGUUGAGUAUUUUUCCUGUGACGAAGCCACGACCGGCACAUACUGUACGAUUCAGGAGGAAGUGUCACUUUGUCUGGGAAAUGUACAGAGAGGUUUUUUUAUUAAUAGGAAUUUGUCCACUUGGCUCAGCAUUUCUUUUCUAACACUGUAAACUGACUUCCUGUCAGGGAUGCUGUCGAUGGCACGCAGCCACUUCCUGUUCAGUUCGAUGCGCUCGUGUCGGGAGGCGGAGGAGGUGGAGAAAACGCUGCUCUCAGGAGAGAAGACGCGUGGAGCGCUGACAGUCGAGAGGACGGAGGAGAGAGGUCAGGAUGAGGAAGGGAUGACGACUGAACAGAUGAGUUUAAAACAAAAGAGUUUCGUAGAUUUCUCACAGGAGGAGAAACAGACGGAGCAGUAUGAUGUCACAUCACAAAAAACACUUAAAAAACACACUGAGUCUUUGUAGUCAGGUUUCACGUCAACACAGUUCAUUUUCUCUCCCUCAAUUAUUCAUAUUUGGUUCAAGAAGUUCAUCAAAUAAAAUGUGACACGAUCACAAACUCAAACAUCGUUAUUUCAGAUUUAAACACGAGGGACGUAUUGUGGCUUCUACGUCGACACUACACGACACUCUGGAUCACCUCGCUGACAUUUAUCGAUGGUGAUCACUGGUGCAGCCACAUGUGAUGAAUUAAUAAUAGGUGAAUUAUAAAUAGCUACAGCCGAAUGUCAUGCAGCACAUCGGCCUUUUCUUCUCACUUCUUUUUCCUGAAAACACGUCAGUAAAAGUGCGUUUACAUCAAGAAUGUAAAGUCAUAUUUCUGCCAUUUUUAUUCAUCUCGCCUCCAGAAAUGUUAAAUAUUGUGACUAUAAACGGAGCGAUAGUAUUCAGUGGUAUUCUUCUUACAAGUCUGUGAUUCAGCCGAUGAUAUGAAGGCAGUUAGUCCAGGACACUGGAGACUUAAUAUGUUAUCACAGAACGAGACGACAGUUCGAGUUACUGCAGACAAACAGUUGAAGAUUAAAGAAAACAGACUCGUCAGCCUCCACGUGGACUUUGACUCCAGCUUCUUCUCCUCCUGUCGUCCUCCACAGACCACUGAGUCUUUCUUUCUUUCUUUCUUUAGAAAAUGAAUACAUUUAUGACAGACUGAGUUGAAUUUCAGAGGUGGGUCACCAGGUGUUGGUUAGAUAAUAACUAAGGACCACUGAGUGCCCCUUCAGCAGAAACACCGGUGAUGCGUUCACUGUCUGACACAUUUCACUGUCCUGUAUUUUGAACUGAACUCUCGAGGCAAUAACGACUGAACAUCUGGACCGAAGCUUGAUGUUUGAUUCACACAUUCCUCCUGCAGCAGACUGUGGGUGAAGUGCCUUGCUCGAGGGCAGUUUCAGGUGCUUCUGCCCUCUGCUGGGGACAAUUCACCUGUCAGAGCUGAAGACCGACAGAGUCCAGAGACAAACAGACACUUCAGAGUCUUAAUGCGCCUCAGUGAGAGCAGCAGGAGUCACAGCUGACCUGCUGUACCUUGUUGUUGUACGGUACUGUUCUGAUAUGACUGCACUGUUCCCAGAAUGCACUGCUUCCCCCCCCCGAGCCUGGAAGAAUAUCUGAAGUUAAUGUUAAUCUGCGGAAACAAUUUAAUGCGAUUUUUAACCAGAUUUUAACCAGAUUUUAACCACUGCCCGGCUCCUUUCACUUCCUGUGGCCUUGCCUCAUGCACGAACAUAUUUCUGUGUGUUGAAGCCUUUUAUUGUCUGUGUGGUUUCCUGUUUUUUCUUUUUGGUUUCGGCUGAUCAACAAAACAACUUGUGUUCCUCCCGUGGCGGGAUGAGGUCUCUGCUCAUGACUCCAUCAGUUCAUGCAGAAACGUCUCUGUACAUCUGCAGAGUCAGAACAAACUCUCCACAUUUGACAAAACCAGAACCCUUCGACGUCUGUUCAUAUGUGACACAACGAGUAACCUCCAUCUUAGAUGAGUGAGGUACAGCAGUGAUAAACCAGGAUGAAGCUGUGAGUGUUUGAACACGUGUCAUGUUUGGUAUUUACGUCCCGGCAGCAGCAGGAAGUUUCCUCUGCAGAUGGAGGAACGAUCGAGGAAACGAGAUGAUAAAUGAGAUUAAACCAAACUUCCUGACACUGAUUAUAAUAAUCCUUUCCAUUGUGACGCUCCAAAAGAGUGUGUGUGUGUGUCUGUGUGUGUGUUAACGACAGCAGAGCCGGCCCGAGGUGUUUCACAGGCCCUCAGAUGGACUGGAAUUUAUUUAUUACAAUUUAUUUCAGUUAUUUAGAUUAAUUUCAUUUGACAAACAACUUGACAGAAAACAAAAAGGUGUGUGAAAUGUGAAAAUAACAUUGUAAAACGUUGAGAGACUGUUGAAUCAUUGGAUCUCAGAUUUUGUUGUUUGUCAUCCAGGAAAUCCCUAAAUUCAGAUUCUGUUUAAUCCUUAACUUAAUUUGUUUAAAUCUAAAAGUGGAUUUGGCUUCAUCUUGUUUUCUUUUUGUUUGUUUCUUGGAAAACAAAUAGUCGUUAUAAACCCAAAGGUUACAACCCUGAAUUAUAUUUGGUUUAAUCCUAUUUUUUUAUUUUAUUUGUUAGAACCUCAACUCAACAGAAUAUUAUUUGCUUUAAUCCCCAAAUUUUCUCACGUUCACUGCAUUAGUUUUAUUGAGUAGAAUUGCUCAAAAUCUGAUAUAAUCCCAAGAAUUUUCUGUUUUAAUCCCAUGUCACAAAAUCCUAAAACACGUUCCCACACUUUGAAUUGUGUUGUGUUAAAUUUCCUCCUUUUUUUAAAGAAAUAAUUUCACCAAACGUUCUGAAGACUCUGCUCAGGAAACCUCAGACACGCUGUUGCUUCAGCUGGUGAACAACAUGAAGAAGUUUAUCAGUAAAAGUUUAAAUUAUAUAUUUUGUGUUAUUCACUGAACCCAGGAGCCGUCAUGAAGGUCUCAGCUCCUCUGGGUCCGAGGGCCCGGCUCUGGUUGUCGUUUCUUCUUCUGCUCUCUUUUCUAUAAAGACUUUUUAUAUCCAAACUCUUUCUUACGUUGACCAAAUGUAAAGAGGUUGAACUGUGUCGCUGUAGCUCUCCACGCUUCUCUGUAGUGCCUUCCAGGAAGAUUUUAUAUAUUUACCGACUUCUGUUCUGACUCUGUUCCAUCUUGUCGUGUUGCCUUUUGCACUUUGUCGCUGCGUUCUGUUUCUCUUCACGAAGAGAAAAAAAUGUUUCCUGGUUGAUAAUUGUAGUAAAUUCAAACCAGACUUUAGUUUCCUGCACUUCUGCCGUCACUUGAAUUAGCAACAAGUGAGUCACUGUAGUCGAGAUUUCAAAGUAUCUGAUUUUCAUUCACUGAUUGUUUGCAUGAGAAAAAUAUUAAAUAAGUUACCGAUGAUGAUUUUUGUUUUUGUCCACAACCAAAUAAGCCUGCGAGGGAUUCUUCUGUUUGGUAAAAGAGACGAGUUUCAUUCCAAAAUGUCUCGCAUCCGUUUCAGGAAUAAAAAAGUUCUCAGUUGAUGAAUUAUUUAAAAUAUUCUGGAUCAGAUUAAAUGUUACGGUCAAGAUUUAUCUCUCUGUCCGAGCCGGUGUCAGUUUAGUUUUCAUCUGGGAAUUAAACUCUUCAUAUCUCAGUUUCAGUGUUGGGUCGUGUCCUGAUCCGACGGACGUGUUUCACAGUAUUGUUUUUAUAUUUCUGCAGGUUUUUAUUGUUGGAUUUGAUCUUUGAUUCAGAAAUGAGGAUCCGUUUCUGUCUGAUUGUUCAUUUGUGUGAAAUUAACUGAAAUAAAAAUGAUAAAAAUAAA
Molecule: messenger RNA, 6569 nt
Organism: Acanthopagrus latus (yellowfin seabream)
Lineage: Eukaryota; Metazoa; Chordata; Actinopteri; Spariformes; Sparidae
Gene: sgpp1
Product: sphingosine-1-phosphate phosphatase 1
Exons: 3
Coding region: 347-1795 (482 amino acids)
Biological process (GO): phospholipid dephosphorylation; sphingosine metabolic process
Cellular component (GO): endoplasmic reticulum membrane
Molecular function (GO): sphingosine-1-phosphate phosphatase activity
Source: RefSeq, a predicted model, not a curated record